This is a messenger RNA of Aspergillus homomorphus CBS 101889, 2752 nucleotides long. Its product is annotated as ferric reductase family protein. Gene Ontology annotation, cellular component: plasma membrane. The record is from RefSeq and is a predicted model, not a curated record. The transcript has 7 exons. Gene Ontology annotation, molecular function: ferric-chelate reductase activity. The coding region runs from base 356 to 2650 and encodes 764 amino acids. Gene Ontology annotation, biological process: iron ion transport; intracellular iron ion homeostasis; copper ion import. NCBI's taxonomy places the organism in Eukaryota, Fungi, Ascomycota, Eurotiomycetes, Eurotiales, Aspergillaceae.
AGAGGAACGAACUGGGCUGCCUAACCUGCUCCCUAUUACUUUUUCUUCUUUUCUUUUCUUUUCUUUUCUGUUGCUCAGGACAUAGCAUCAGACCUGACCUUGGUAUCCGCCACUCAACGAAGAACACCUCAGACUACUCCAUCUUUCUCCCCUCUCUUUCUCGCCCUGUUUCUGUCACGGCGGGUCUCGGAUACGCGAAUCGCCGGGCGCAGAGCGAUCUCGUGUGAAAGUCACCUCACACUGGCAUGUCCGCCCCACAACCUGAGCGAGGGUUGACUGGAGUUUCCACCCUUCAGUUUUAGUUCCACCUCUUCUCUCCUUCCUCCUUUCCUCUUACCCCUCCCUGCCCUCAGUCAUGUUGGCACUCAGUGGGCUGAUCCUCUUCUUCUCCUUAUAUACCUCGCUCGUCGCAUCUAAAUUCCUCCCCGAGAACGAACGUUGCGUUACUGCGAUAUACACCGCUUAUGGAUACCUCACCUUCGCCGCAGACCCAGACGUGGGUUUCUGGGAGACCCGGUGUCAGAACCCGCUAGAGGUCACCUCCAUCUACGCUGCCUCCGAUCUCUACUGUCUCCCCUUCGAGAGAGAAGCUGGCAUCGCCCAACUGGCAAAGUUGUGUCGACAGUUUAGUCACCUCGAUCUGAUUCCGCGCGAACAAGUCGCCGAGAACCUCACCCGUGACGCUCUUCGUCGCAUGCCAGUCGUCAAAUACUUGGAGAUACCAAGAAAGCAUCUCCUCAAUACACCUGUUCUCCUCGCGCCCUCCUAUUAUGAUAUCGUAUUUCAAACUAUUGAUACUUGGGAAUUCCAAACUUGGACACAUUACGCUUAUGGAUUGGUUGGAUAUGGGUUCUGGCUCGGCAUACUCGGCUUGGGGAUUGUUCAGCGACUGGUACAUCAUGUCAUCCACUCUGAAGUGGUACAAACCAGCUAUAGGUCUAGUCCAGGCCUUCGCAGACUUUGUGUGCCUUUCCAGAAGAUCUAUCACUGGGUACAGAUGCACCUCGUCGUGCCUCACCCUCUGCAGUCCCAGGGCCGCAAAUUGCUUUGGUGGACCUUUCCAACACGAUUAGAAGCUGUUAUUGUGUUUUUCUUCUGGGUCCUAAGCAUGGUCGUCUGUACUGUCAGCUAUCGACUGAUACCGAAUAACAUCUACUGGCCUGAUAAACAAUCGCAGCUGCUUCGGUAUGCGGCGGACAGAACAGGCAUCCUAUCUUUCGCUAAUCUACCACUGCUCUGGCUUUUCGCUGGCCGCAACAACAUCUUCAUAUGGGCCACCGGGUGGAGCUUUGCAACGUUCAACCUAUUUCAUCGCCACGUCGCCUGGAUUGCGACUGCCCAGGCGAUCGCUCAUACUUUCCUUUACCUCUUCAUCAUGUACGAGAAAGGUAGACUGCUGAAGAAGCUGCAAAAGCCAUAUCUACUAUGGGGCACAGGGGCAACAGUCCUUAUGGUCCUAAUCUUACCACUCGCGAUUCAGUGGCUCCGCCACCGAGCUUAUGAAAUCUUCCUCUUGUUGCACAUCGUUUUUUCUGUUGGACUGCUGGUUGGUUGCUUCUACCAUACUAUCAUCUUCUCAGACCACGGAUACUGGACCUAUCUCUGGCCGGCCGUGGCCAUGUGGGUCAUGGACCGAGUUCUUCGUCUCGUCCGGUUGCUUUACUGCAACAUUCACGUGCGAGUCAACGCUGGUAAUAGGAUACUGUACACGAAAAGCUUAGCCAGCUACGACCAUUCUGCGGACGUGAUUCGUCUCGAGGUCGCUCCUGGCUCUAAGCGUCUGUGCCCAACACCGGGACAGUACUACUACCUCUACCAGCCGUUUCGGCUGACGGGCUGGGAAAGCCACCCUUUCACCCUUGGUCAUUGGUUCUACGAGGCAGACUACAAGGACGCAUCUCCCACCCCACCCCUAGCCAAGGGUGACCACUCCAUUGAUGUAACACAGGUGCCUCUUCUGUCUGAUUCUUCGUCAGAGUCCACGCACACGGCCGAGGAGCUACAGCUGAAGCGUGACGCCCCGCGCGGCUUGAAGCUUGUCUUCUGGGUCCGGCCGUACGACGGGUGGACGCGUCAGCUUCGUGAUCAGUGCAUGCGGUCUCCGACGCUGAGUAUUGACAAGACAAUCCUGCUGGAAGGUCCUUACGGCGACCAGUUUCCUCUAUGGAACUACGAGUCGGUGCUCCUUGUGGCCGGCGGGACAGGCAUUGCAGCAAUCAUUCCGUACAUCCAUGAGCACAUACUGCGGACCGUGGAGGACCCCGAGCAAGCGGCCAGUCAAACUCGGGAUAUGCAACUGGUUUGGGUAGCCCGGCAGGCCUCGUUCAUUCGACAGAUUGCCGCCCGCGAGUUAGCACCCGCGUUGACUCGCGACGACUUCCGCGCCUCCUUCUACUCGACUGAGAAGCGGAACCCUCACGAACAUGAUCGGGUCGAAUCCAUGGACGAUCUUGAUAUAGCCCAGGGACGACCAAAUGUUGAAAGUCUCGUGCUCGCCCAUGCACAUGCAGCUCAGCUGAGUGAGUCUUCCGUGGCUGUCCUGGUCUGCGGCCCGGUUGCAUUGGCGGACCAGACCCGGGCAGCCGUGCACUUGGCCCUGAAGCGAGGUUACAAGGGGAUACGAUAUGUUGAGGAGUCAUUUAGUUGGUGAUGAUUUACGAUUUACGACUUUGCUAUGGCGCUGUUUGCAUGUAUGUAUGUAGAUAAAACUGCUAGAUACACAUCCCAGGAUAAUAAACCAAGAAUAUAAGUU